GAUGAAUGGGAGCUGUGGCGUUGGACGUGUGAUGAGAGGAGCGCUGGAGUCAGAAUGAGCAUGUUAAGUUCAGACACACAAGGAGCCUAAAGAAGGAGAUUAACUUCCCUGAUUCAUCCAGAAUUGGAUAGACAACAUGGUGCAGUAGGACAACUAAAAUUUCAGUUGUUUCUCUUUGGAUAAAUACAUGAGGGUAGACUUUAAACCUGCUGGACCAUGGCUGUUAAGGAAGGGAAACAUUGGAGGUCCAUGUUUAAAGGCCUCAUCCUGGGAACACUUCUCACCAGCUGUAUGAUCCUGCUUUACUCCCUCUCCAUCCAACAGAUCUACUUCAACCUGCCCGAGAUCCCAGUGCCUUACUCCUGUGCCCACCGCCCAUCCCAUCUUCACCCUAAAGCAACCACUAAUACGUCACAAAAAAACUCCAGCCAGCCCUGCUCUCCUAAAGUGGACAUAAUGUUCAUGAAGACCCACAAAACGGCCAGCAGCACUUUUCUGAACAUCCUGUUCCGUUUUGGAGAGAAACAACAUCUUCAAUUUGCUUUUCCUGACAGCAGAAAUGACUUCUUCUAUCCAUCCCUUUUCCAGCGCUCCCAGGUCAAAGACUACAAACCUGGAAUGUGCUUCAACAUAAUCUGUAAUCACAUGCGGUUCAAUGCUCCAGAAGUGGCUAAGCUACUUCCUUUAGACACAUCCUACAUCACCAUUCUGAGAGACCCGGCAGAACUUUUUGAGUCAUCAUUCCACUAUUUUGGCCGGCUGGUGCCUUUUACCUGGAAGAUAUCAGGUGACGACAAGCUCGCAGAGUUCCUGCUUGACCCACACGGCUACUUUGAUCCAAAGGGCUUCAAUUCCUUCUACCUCAAGAACCUGCUGUUCUUUGACUUUGGACAGGACAACACUCUGGAGCUGGAGGAUCCACGGGUAGACGAGGGAAUCAGAUACAUCUCGGAACGUUUCCAUCUGGUCAUGUUGGUGGAACAUUUUGAGGAAUCACUGAUCCUGCUCAAAGAUGCUCUCUGCUGGGAGAUGGAUGACUUGCUCUUCUUCAAGCUAAAUGCCCGUAAGGGAUCCACUGUGUCUAAACUAACCCCCAAGCUGAGGGCCAGGGCUCUUGAGUGGAAUGCCAUUGACUGGAAGCUAUACCAGCACUUUAACAAAACAUUUUGGCAGAAGGUAGAUGCCUAUGGACGGCAGCGUAUGGCCAAGGAUGUGUCAGAACUUAGGAGAAGAAACAAAGAGAUGGCAUCAAUCUGCAUCGAGGGAGGCUCUGCAGUGGAAGCCAGCAGUAUCCAGGAGACAGACAUGCAGCCUUGGCAGCCCAUUGGAGAGAAGUCAAUCAUGGGCUAUAACCUAAAGAAGAAUGUGGACAAAGCUCAUCGGAAGUUGUGCCGUAAAAUGUUGAUGCCAGAGAUUCAGUACCUGACAGAACUGGGGGUAAACCUGUGGAUCACCAAGCUGUGGGGUCAUGUCCGAGGCAUCAUUAACUGGUGACUAGACUUUUGAGCAUGAGCUGGCACAUCAAACUUAACAGACUGUAUCAAAAGAUGAAUAAAAUAUAUCGGAGUGCAGCU
This is a messenger RNA of Girardinichthys multiradiatus, 1574 nucleotides long. It is a transcript of the gene gal3st1a, whose product is annotated as galactose-3-O-sulfotransferase 1a. Gene Ontology annotation, molecular function: galactosylceramide sulfotransferase activity. Lineage: Eukaryota; Metazoa; Chordata; Actinopteri; Cyprinodontiformes; Goodeidae. The transcript has 3 exons. The record is from RefSeq and is a predicted model, not a curated record. The coding region runs from base 217 to 1494 and encodes 425 amino acids. Gene Ontology annotation, biological process: myelination; galactosylceramide biosynthetic process. Gene Ontology annotation, cellular component: membrane.